Cryptomeria japonica (Japanese cedar) is the source of this 5029-nucleotide messenger RNA. RefSeq lists its product as uncharacterized. The record is from RefSeq and is a predicted model, not a curated record. The transcript has 2 exons. Bases 259 to 4719 code for a protein of 1486 amino acids. Gene Ontology annotation, molecular function: zinc ion binding; nucleic acid binding. NCBI's taxonomy places the organism in Eukaryota, Viridiplantae, Streptophyta, Pinopsida, Cupressales, Cupressaceae.
GUCCUCAAUGUGAAUCAGAUUGCCUCAAGCAUUGCCUUUAUUCACAGUAUGGGAACCGAGGCUCUAGCCCUUCUCUAUGUAUUUUCAAUACCAAUGCAUUUUGUGGAUAAAAUAUGACCAUUUCUAACAGUUCUGGUUAAUUAUGUUACUGAAUGUCCAUCUCAUAUACCCACCAUUAUUUCCUUCUCAGCGAGCAAUUAAAACUUUCUUUGAAAUUCAUGUAAUUGCUCAACGCCUACACAAUCACAUUCAUAUUCAAUGGGGCUGUUUACUAAUACACCAGUGGCUUCUGGUCCAAUUUUACCUGAUCCCAGUUGGUGGAUGCAAAGAGAUUUUACAAGAAAAUAUCAUGCACAAGUUUUCCAACAGGAGCUGGCCUUUAGAGAGAGACUUGCUCAUAUGUAUGCUUCUCCAUCAAGCCAUGAGCUAUUGCAGCAGGAUUUUAGUAAGAGCUCAAACCAGAUAUUGCAGCAAGAGUAUAGUACGAAUCUGCAGUGGAAUAGUUCAAAGUCUCCUGAUUCAGUAUUGCCCAAGCAGCCAGGAUGGUCUUCAUUCUGUGAGGUCGACUCCAAAACAGAAGUUCUUGAGAAAUGCAAUUUCAUAGACAAGAAAGUGUUGAUGUCAAAAGAGCUGAAAGAAGGCUCAGAUAAUGGAAGGGAAGAGAAUUUAGAACAACAGAAAAUACAAACAGAGCAGCAGCAACAAGAGAGAGACAUUAGUGAUGAUCUUGAGAAACAAGAAAAAUCAAGGAAAAAUGAUAGUAUACCUUUCAAUGAAUGUCAAAUAUCAUUGAAAUCAAACCAAUUAACAACUGAGGAAUGUCUCACAUGCAAUAAGGUAUUCAAGUCUCAGAAAGAUUUUGAAUCACAUCUUGCUGAAAGAAAACAUGCCAAGCAGUUGUCGCAAAUAAUAUGUGUUCAAGCUUUAUCAGAAGUCAAAGAUGGUAGUAAGAAAUGUGAAAAUGCCGGUGAGAAGAAAUUGAUAAGUAUUGACUCUAGAUUACUGGUCAAGGAUAAUGUGGAGAAAAUAUUGGAAAAAGAACUUGAUGAGAAGGUUAAAUAUAAUGGGGAUUUGGUUGCUAAAGAGGACAAUGUUGGUAUGAAAGAAAAUGCAGAACUGAAUGAGCAACAACAGAUAAUGGUAGGUGCUAUGCCAUCCAAGCUAUGGUCAUCAAAUUAUGUUACAGGUGAUGAGCAGAAAUGUUCUGAAAAGCCUGUUUGGAAGGCCAGAGAUGAUAAGGAUUUGGGUCCUAAAAUUAAUGAGGUUGAUAUGAAAGAAAAUGCAGAGCUGAUUGAUCAACAUCAGAUGAAGGAAGGAAAUUCAAAGCAGCAGAAAGUGCAAAUUGAGCAGCAUCUGACAGAAGAUAGUUCAAAUCAGCAGAAUCCACAAAUAGAGCAGCAGAUGGUGGAAGGGGGAAUGCCCUCAUUGAAAUCAAACCAAUCAAGAACUGAGGAAUGUGUUGCAUGCAAUAAAGUAUUCAAGUCUCAGGAUGAUUUUAAAUCACAUCUUGCUGGAAAAAAACAUGCCAAGCAGUUGUUGGAAAGAGUAAAAUGCAUUAAAGCUCUAUCAGAAGUCAAAGGUGAUAGUAAGAAAUGUGAAAAUGCUGGUAAGGAGAUAUUGAUGAGUAUUGACUCUGGAUUACUGGUCAAGGAUAAUGUGGAGAAAAGAUCAGAAAAAGAACUCGUCGAGAAGGUUAGAUAUAAUGGGGAUUUGGUUGCUAAAGAGGACAAGGUUGGUAUGAAAGAAAUUGGAGAACUGAAUGAGCAACAACAGAUAAUGGUAGAUGCGAUGCCAUCCAAGCUGUGUAAAAGGUCAUCAAAUUUGAGCGAAUUAAGGAUUAAAAAUUGUAAGAUAUCUUAUGUUAAAGGUGAUGAGCAGAAAAAUUCUGAAAACAAACCUGUUUGGAAGGCCGAAGAUGAUAAGGAUUUUGGUGCAAAAAUUAACGAGGUUGAUAUGAAGGAAAAUGCAGAGCUGAUUGAUCAGCAUCAGAUGAAGGAAGGAAAUUCAAAGCAGCAGAAAGUGCAAAUUGAGCAGCAGAUGGCAGAAGGUAAUUCAAAGCAGCAGAGUCUACAAAUGGAGCAGCAGAUGACAGAAGGUAAUUCAAAGCAGCAGAGUCCACAAAUGAAGCAGCAGAUGACAGAAGGUAAUUCAAAGCAGCAGAGUCCACAAAUGAAGCAGCAGAUGACAGAAGGUAAUUCAAAGCAGCAGAGUCUACAAAUGGAGCAGCAGAUGAAAUCAAACAAAUCAAGAACUGAGGAAUGUGUUGCAUGCAAUAAAGUAUUCAGCUCUCAGGAAGAUUUUAAAUCACAUCUUGCUGGAAGAAAACAUGCCAAGCAGGUGCAAAGAAUAAAAUGCAUUAAAGUUCUUUCAGAAGUCAAAGAUGAUAGUAAGAAAUGUGAAAAUGCUGGUGAAAAGAUACUGAUAAAUAUUGACUCUGGAUUACCGGUCAAGGAUAAUAUGGAGAAAAGAUUGGAAAAAGAACUUGUUGGGAAGGUUAAAUAUAAUGGGGAUUUGGUCGCUAAAGAGGACAAGGUUGGCAUGCAGGAAAAUUCAGAACUGAAUGAGCAACAACAGAUAAUGGUAGGUGCUAUGCCAUCCAAGCUAUGUAAAAGCUCAUCAAAUUUGAGCGAAUUAAGUGUUAAAAAUUGUAAGAUAUCUUAUGUUAAAAGGGAUGAGCAGAAAAGCUCUGAAAAUAAACCUGUUUGGAAGGCCAAAGAUGACAAGGAUUUGGGUUCUAAAAUUAACGAGGUUGAUAUGAAGGAAAAUACAGAGCUGAUUGAUCAACAUCAGAUGAAGGAAGGAAAUUCAAAGCAGAAGAAAUUGCAAAUUGAGCAGCAGAUGAUAGAAGGUCAUUCAAAGCAGCAGAAUCCACAAAUGGAACAGCAGAUGAUGGAAGGGGAAACACCCUCAUUGAAAUCAAACCAAUUAAGAACUGAGGAAUGUGUCGCAUGCAAUAAAGUAUUCAACUCUCAGGAUGAUUUUAAAUCACAUCUUGCAGGAAAAAAACAUGCCAAGCAGUUGUUGCAAAGAACAACAUGUGUUAAAGCUCUAUCAGAAGUCAAAGAUGAUAGUAAGAAAUGUGAAAAUGCUGUUGAGAAGAUAUUGAUAAGUAUUGACUCUGAAUUACUGGUCAAGGAUAAUAUUGAGAAAAGAUUGGAAAAAGAACUUGCUGAGAAGGUUAGAUAUAAUGGGGAUUUGGUCAUUAAAGAGGACAAGGUUGGGAUGAAAGAAAAUGCAGAACUGAAUGAGCAACAACAGAUAAUGGCAGGUGCUAUACCAUCCAAUCUAUGUAAAAGAUCAUCAAAUUUGAGCGAAUUAAGUAUUGAAAAUUGUAAGUUAUCUUAUGUUAAAUGUGAUGAGCAGAAAAGUUCUGAAAACAAACCUGUUUGGAAGGCCAAAUAUGAUGAGGAUUUGGGUGCUAAAAUUAAUGAGGUUGAUAUGAAGGAAAAUGAAGAGCUGAUUGAUCGACAUCAGAUGAAGGAAGGAAUUUCAAAGCAGCAGAAAGUGCAAAUUGAGCAGCAGAUGAUAGAAGGUAAUUCAAAGCAGCAAAAACCACAAAUGGAUCAGCAGAUGUUGGGAGGGGGAACAACUUCCAAGGAAUAUGGAGAAUCAUUGAAUUCAAAUCCAUUAAAAAUUAAGGAAUGUGUGAUGUGUAAUAUAGCAUUACAAGUUCAGGAUGCGUUCGAAGUACAUCUUUCUGGAAGAAAACAUGCUAAGCAAUUGAAAAAAAUGGAAACAAAAGUUGUUCGGGAAGUUGCAGAUGACAGUGAUUUUGAUACUAAAAGUAACAAGGUUGGUAUAAAAGAAACUGAUGAACAUGAGCUAGAGCAGAUGAACACUAGGGGAGUGUCAUCCAAGGUGUGUAAAAUGCUGUCAAAUGCAAGCCAAGUAAGCAUUGAAGAAUGUAAGAUAUCUAGAGAAAAAGAUGAUGUCGACAUAAGUGAUAAAAACAAACUUGUUUGGAAGGUUAAAGAUGAUAGGAAUUUGGAUGCUAAAAGAAACAGGGUUGAUAUGAAGGAAAAUGCAGAGCUGAAUGAACAAUGUCUGCUCAAGGAAGGAAAUUCAGAGCAGCAGAAUUUUCAAUAUGAGCAGAAGAUGAACGAAGGAAAAUCAAAACAGCAGAAACUGCAAAUGGAGGAGCAGAUGAAAGAAGAAAAUUCGAAGACACAGAAAUUACAAAUGAAGCAACAGAUAAUGGAAAAUGGUUUACGGAAAAAGCAACAUGAACGUUUGACUUCAGAACAAUUAAAAGUUAAUGGAUACAUGAUGUGCAAUACAGCGUUAAACUUUCAGGGGGAUUCUGAAGCAGAACUUGCUAGAAGAAAACAUGCUAAGCAGUUGAAAAAAAUGGAAAACAAACUUGUUUGGAAGGUUACAGAUAAAAGGGACUUGUGUUCUAAAACUAACAAUUUUGUUAUGAAGGAAACAACAGUGCUGAGUGAGAAACAGCAUAUGAAGGGAAUGAAGGAAACAGCGGAGCUGAGUGAGAAACAGCAUAUGAAGGAAGGUUGUAUGUCUUCCAAGAUAUGUAAAAAUUUAUCAAAUGCAAGCCAAUUGAGCAUUAAUCAAUUUAAGAUACCUAUAACUAAAGAUAAGGUAGACAAAGGUGCCAUAAACCAACCUGUUAGGAAGGUGAAUCAGCAACAAUGGAUGAGGAAAACAAAUACAAAGCAACAGAAACUGCAAACAGAGCAGCAGUUACAAGAGAAACAUAAUUGACAAUCUUGAGAAAAGAAAAGCUAGAUGAAGGGAGGGUGUAUACUUUCCAUGGAACAUGAAAAAUCAUCCAAGUUUCAGAUAAGGGAUGUAUGAUAUGGAAAGUUUCAGAUAAAUAUUGAAUUAUAUCUUUCUGCUAAAAAACAUAUUAAGCAGCUGAAAAAUAUGGAAAGUAAAACUGUAUGUAAGCUUAAAGCUGACAGAGAUUUGGGUACUAAAAGUAGGAUGUUGACAUAAAGCAUAACACAGCUGAAUGAUGAUUGAUAUUUUCUUUUUAUAAAAGACAAGCAAGACACCUGCUCCAAUUUUGAUA